AGUUUUGAUACAGCAUCCGCAUUCCUUAAUUAUGUGGGUGUUGCACUAAGAUCUUUAUGGAUGAAGCAAUAUCAUCCACUUAUAGUGUUUUCGUCAGUCGCUAUAUUGGGGUAAAAUCCAAUAUGAAGAAAAGAAUUUAUGUUAAUUUAAUGCUCUGUUAAGCAUCGGCAUUUUAAUGUACUCCCCCAACAUGGCCGUUUUGACGUCACAAACAAACACUCUUAUUUUGUACAAAACGUUGUGUACUUCAUAAGCGUUUCCACUGGCUUCAAGUCAAAUUUUUACCAAGAUGUUGACGUACGGUGUAUUUAUUUGCGACAGAAACGAAGAAGUUCCAUUGAAAAGUCAAUGCGUUCGAUCCUUUUUAAAAGGCCAAGUUGUUGGUUUUCGAUCAACAUUGACGUAUGUCAAUCAUACAGAAAAUCCUCUCGAAGUAUUUUUUCGUACGCCUGUAGACGAUUCCUUUGCUGUAGUAGGUUUGGAGGCUUGCAUUGAUGGCAAAAAAAUCCGUGCUGAAAUACAAGAAAAAGAGAAAGCUCGAGAGAAGUACAAAGAAGCAGUAUCGAGUGGACGAACAGCAGCUUUUGGAGAGGAGAAACAAGGAGAUAUAUUUAGUUUGGUUUUAGGCAAUCUUCCCCCGAAAGAAAUGGCUGUUUUGGAAUUAACUAUGGUUGGUGAACUGAAUGUUGAAGCUGGUGGUGCUGUGAGAUUUGUUUUACCUAAAGUGCUCAAACCUCGUUACACACCGACAGGAAGCAAUAACCCUCUGGCACCCGAAGUAUCUUCCGAUAGUGGGGCAACUGCAAAACAAGGGACUGGACCCGAUUCUUACCAGUUCAGCCUUGAAAUAGAUGAUGCACCAAACAUUGAUAAGGUGACAUCACCAUCACACAAGAUUUUUGCUGACAAUGAUGGUGAAAAGAUCAAAGUGACUUUAACGGAAGUAAAACAAACUGAUAUUGUCAUUUUAGUGCAACCAAAAGAGAUAAACAAGCCAUUAAUUAUUGUUGAACCAGGUUUAUCAAAUGGUGAAAACAAUUUUCAAAAAUCUUCAGCAAUCAUGGUGAGCUUCAUCCCAGAAUUCAAGGGGGAAAAUAAUUGUCUUCAAGCAGCUUGUGAAUUUGUGUUUGUAAUUGAUCGAAGUGGUAGUAUGGCUGGAUCCUACAUCAAAGAUGCAGCUGAAACACUUCUACUCUUUCUUAAAAGUAUUCCUGAAGGAUGUUAUUUCAAUAUAAUAGGUUUUGGCAGCACAUAUGUUCACCUAUUUCCAGAAAGUGUUCCAUACAAUCAAAAAUUUGGAAAAGCUGUAAAACAUGCAGAGAAUCUUCAAGCUGAUUUGGGUGGUACUGAGCUAUUUGAUCCACUUAAAGAAAUAUUUAGUCAUGCACCAAAGAAAGGUUUGCCAAGGCAGGUGUUUGUGCUAACUGAUGGAAGCAUAAGUAAUACUGACUCUGUCAUUCAACUUGUUAAGAAAAACUCCAACAACUCCAGAUGUUUUUCUUUUGGUAUUGGCUCUGGUGCAUCAACAACUUUAGUGAAAGGCAUUGCACAAGCUGGCAAAGGUGCUGCUGAGUUCAUUGUAUCUGGAGAGAGGAUGCAACCUAAGGUGAUAAGAUCACUGAAGAAAGCCAUGCAACCUUCUGUGACAGAUGUUCAAAUUUCUGUCACUGUUUCCAACAAUAUAACAGUAAAUGUAGUUCCAAAAGAAAAGCUUCCACCUAUUUUUAUUGGUGAAUGUCUCAUUGUAUAUGCAAUUCUUCAUGACAAGUCAACAUCCUCAUCACCUCAAGAAGGAAAAAUACUCCUUAGUGGUGAUUUACUUGCAGCUAAAGUAGAGCAUAAGAUGAAUUUUCCAAUCAAACCAGCAGUGAAAAAAGAGACUGCUUCCCAAGUGUCAACUAUUCACCACCUUGCAGCCAAGAAGUUGAUAAAAGAAUUGGAGUUGGAUGGUGGAAAAAAGGCAGAGAUAAUCCAGCUAAGUUGUGACUCCAAUGUUAUAUCAUCACAAACUGCAUUUAUUGCCAUUGAUCAAGAUAGAAAACAAGCAGUUAAAGGAAGUUUGCACAGUUGGGAUUUAAUGCCUCAGGAGGAGGAAGAGUUCAUGUUGAAGCCUCCAGUGGCUUGUGGCGGUACACGUAGCAGUGACAGAGGUUUUAAAUGUUUAAUUCCCAUCCCCCCAAGAUCAGCUCCUAAGUUUCUAAGUUUAUCAAAUGACUACCAAAGUGUAGAGGUUGACCAAAUUUUGCAAGAUCACAGUGAUACUAAAAGCUGUGCAAUUGCAGACGGAAUUUUAGAAGACACCAAGUUUGGAGGAGAUUCAAGUAAUCCACUUUCACAGAUAAUCAAUCUUCAGCUAGCAAAUGGUGCCUGGGAAUUGACGUCAGCAAUAUCAAAUAUGGUUGGUAAAUCAAUAACAGAUCUAAAAGAUGCCUGUCCAGUGUCAUGCAAUGGAAAUAUGAUGACAAUAUGGGCAACAUGUAUUGUUUUGGCAUACCUGGACCUUCAAUUAUCCACUGUUAAAGAUGAAUGGGAGUUGGUUGGUAUGAAAGCAAAAUCUUGGCUUAUGAUGCAAGUUCUACCACAAGGAUGUUCCUAUGAAGAUUUGCAAGAAAAAGCAAACCAAUUUCUUUGUGAUAAUAACAAACUUAAGUAAAAGUAACUUUGUGUAACAUUGAAUCAAUACUUGACGAUUUUCUUUAUAAUUUUUAUAAUUCAGUAAAAUAGACUACACAUGCUUUUGUUAUGGGUUUCAUGUAGAAAUUACUAUAGAGUGGAAUGACAUUGGUAAUCUUUGACAAAAAUGUAUCGCACUUCUGAGUGUUUUGUCAUGUUGAGAAAAUAGCAUAACACUAACAAGUUUUUUUGUAUACAAAAUCACGAAACAACGAGUCUAUAAAAGUUUUAAAAAUAUGACUCAAUUUAAGCUCGGAGGAGCAAAAUAAAUGAAAUAUAACUUUGAGUACUUUAA
Messenger RNA from Xenia sp. Carnegie-2017, 2968 nucleotides. RefSeq names its product von Willebrand factor A domain-containing protein 5A-like. The record is from RefSeq and is a predicted model, not a curated record. The transcript is spliced from 5 exons. Lineage: Eukaryota; Metazoa; Cnidaria; Anthozoa; Malacalcyonacea; Xeniidae. The coding region runs from base 290 to 2653 and encodes 787 amino acids.